This is a messenger RNA of Solanum lycopersicum (tomato), 1263 nucleotides long. RefSeq lists its product as uncharacterized. The record is from RefSeq and is a predicted model, not a curated record. NCBI's taxonomy places the organism in Eukaryota, Viridiplantae, Streptophyta, Magnoliopsida, Solanales, Solanaceae.
AUGACUACUGAAGAAUCGGAAUCGAUUGGAGAUGCAAAUACAACAAAUAAUGUUGAAACUUUAGAAACGAUUGAGAAGAAGAGGAAUCAUCCUCUUUAUCUACAUCUGCCUGAUACUCCUGGAUGUGUGUUAACUACAGUAAAACUCACAGGCAUGGAAAAUUAUUCGUUAUGGAGUCGAUCUAUGUUAAUCAAUCUUCAAGCAAAGAGUAAAGUUUGUUUUGUGUUGGGAACAUUAUCUAAGGAAUUACUAAGUGGAAUUGUAUAUGCUAAUGAUGCAGCUACAGUAUGGAGUGAUCUCAAGGAGAGAUUUGACAAAGUUGAUGGAUCGAGGAUUUACCAGCUACAUAGAGAGAUCUGUACAAUACAUCAAGGUAAUUUGAUUGUUUCUGGUUAUUUUACAACAUUGAGGCUAUUAUGGGAUGAAUUUAAUGCUUUUGUGCCUCCACCUUCAUGUAAUUGUGAUAAGUCAAGGAUUUAUGUGGAUCAACAAGCAUAUCUAAGGCUGUUUGCAUUUUUGAUGGGGUUGAAUGAUGGGUUUGGUCAAGCUCGUAGUCAGAUCUUGAUGAUGAACCCAUUGCCAAAUGUUAGUAAGGCCUAUGCUAUGAUAGUGGCAAAUGAAGGUCAAAGGAUGACUGCAGGCACACAAUCAAGGAGGGAAAUAAUGGAGCCUACUGCACUUUAUGCAGGAAGAGGAAAUUUCCAGAGGAAUAAUCAUACAGGAAGAGGAAACAUGCAGAGAAACAACAUGAGAACUUCACAGUUGAAGAAAAAAAUUGGGAUCAAAUAUGUGAUAUUGCAAGCUGUAGGAAAAAAAGAAGGUCAAGGAGUGAGAUCACAAGAGGUUUCAGCACUGGCAGCUCAACCUACUUUCACUCAAGGACAAUAUCAGAAAAUUCUGCAUAUGAUUGAUAAACAAGAAGUGGGAACUUUAGGAACCAAUAUAGCAGGUAUAACUGGAAUUAUUGAUACAACAUUGUCUGUAAAUUCUAUUGUGAAAGAGGGACGGAUAAUUGAUUCAGGAGCAACUUGUCAUAUGACUCAUAACCUGCAUAGAUUACAUUCUGAUGAUGACCAUAAGGAGUUGAGUGAAAAGAUGAAUGACAUGGAAACAAUAAUCCCACAGGAACAAACAUUUCGUGAGAUUAACAUGCAUAAUGACAGUGCAUGGAAUGAAGGAAAUGAAGAUGUUGGAGACAUAGAUAUGAUAAAUGAAGGUGCAGAGAAAAAUGUUGAUAUAUCUGUACCUGAUAUUAUUACUUAA